AUAAACAAUGCUGUUAUAAAAUUACAUCCUACGAAAUAACAUAUUUUAAUUCAUAAUAAUGCCACUUUCGGAGAUGAUUAAACCUGUGGGACGAUUUUGGAGAACUCAUGUCUCCUACAUUUAGAAGAAGUGUGAUCAAUUCUUAAGUUUUGAUUUCCAUAAAUAUUUCGCUAUAUCAUAUCCCAGAUUUGGACCCUUUUAGUCAAAACCCAAAGAUGAGAGUACCUAAAGUAUUAAAUCCAUUGUAUCAGAAGAAAUUAUUAAAGAGAUUUGGUGUAUAUGAAAAAGUUUUACCUGUGGAAACAACACCUAGUAGAUUUGUACCCCAGCAUAUUGUUAAACCAGACUAUGUGAGCGGUCUUUCCAAAUCAAUACCUAAAAGACCAGAAAUAAAAGAUGAGGAACAAAUAAAUGGUAUGAGGAAAAGUUGUCAAUUGGCAGCCAGUAUAUUAAAUAAAGCCCAUUCAUUUAUCCAGCCAGGUGUAACAACUGAUGAUGUUGAUGACUUAAUUCAUAACUUUAUAAUAAACGCAGAGGCAUAUCCUUCACCGUUACAUUAUAAAGGGUUUCCCAAAAGUGUUUGCACAUCUGUGAACAAUGUUGCUGUACAUGGUAUUCCAGACUUGAGACCUCUUCAGAAUGGUGAUAUUAUAAAUGUUGAUAUUACAGUAUUCUUUGAAGGCUACCAUGGUGAUUGCUCUAAAACAUUUUUAGUUGGUGAUGUUGAUGAUAAAGGCCAAGAACUAGUUGCAGUAACUGAAGAAUGUCUUUUCGAAGCAAUAAAGUUAUGCGGGCCUGACGUGCCGUUCUGCGACAUAGGUUCAAGGAUAUUUAGACAUGCAAAAAGAAAGGGCCUGACAGUGUUACCAGCUUUUGCUGGCCAUGGGAUUGGUAAAUACUUCCAUGGUCCGCCAGAUAUCUUUCAUAUUUUGAACAGAUAUCCCGGUCUCAUGCAACCUGGCAUGACCUUCACGAUUGAACCCGUUUUAUCGCACGGUCGGGAAAAUACAUAUAUAUUGGACGACGGUUGGACCAUUAUAACUGAAGAUGGUUCCAGAACAGCCCAAUGCGAACACACAAUAUUAAUCACUGAAGAUGGAGCUGAAAUUUUAACUAGAUAACCAGAACUGCAAUAUGCAACAGCUUCAGAUAGAUGUCAUAGCAAAAUCUUAUAAAAGGUCAAGGAUGUUAAAAAAGCAUUUAACUAUCAAAUCUAGUCCUAAAAAUUAUAAUUAAGUAGACAAGGUGUAAAUAAAAACACUGUUGCAUUA
Molecule: messenger RNA, 1271 nt
Organism: Colias croceus (clouded yellow)
Lineage: Eukaryota; Metazoa; Arthropoda; Insecta; Lepidoptera; Pieridae
Product: methionine aminopeptidase 1D, mitochondrial
Exons: 7
Coding region: 216-1121 (301 amino acids)
Biological process (GO): proteolysis
Molecular function (GO): metalloaminopeptidase activity
Source: RefSeq, a predicted model, not a curated record